Molecule: messenger RNA, 1974 nt
Organism: Symbiodinium sp. CCMP2592
Lineage: Eukaryota; Dinophyceae; Suessiales; Symbiodiniaceae
Source: the annotation of a GenBank genome assembly
AUGAAGGGUUUGCGCUUUGGGAUCGUCGCCGCCGGCGCCUUCCUCACUGGCACACAGGCUGACGUUUCUCCUGUUGCGAAGGAGUUCGAGGAGUUCGUCACCAAGUUUGAGAAGACUUACUCGACGGCCGCCGAGAGGGCAGCUCGCUUCGCCACCUUUGCCAAGAAUUUCGCCCGCAUCGAGGCACACAAUGCCGAGGACAAGUCUUUCAAGUUGGGCAUCAACGAGUUUGCCGACAUGGAGCCGGAGGAGUUUGCUGCCGGUCACUUCGGCAUGAAGGAAGAGAGCCGGCCGUGGUCAGGGUUGCCCUACCUCGGCAGGGAUCCGUACAGCGGCUCCACAUUGCCCUCUGCAGUGGACUGGGUGAGCAAGGGCGCCGUGACUGACCCGAAGGAUCAGGGAAAAUGCGGCUCGUGCUGGUCCUUCUCCACGACGGGAGCUUUGGAAGGUGCAUGGCAAAUCGCCACGGGCAAGCUCGUCUCUUUGAGCGAACAGCAGCUGGUGGACUGUGCAAAGAAUGGCAACAUGGGCUGCCAGGGUGGCUCCAUGGAUCUGGCUUUUGAGUACUUGGAGAAGUACGAUGUCUGUACUGAGGACAGCUAUCCGUACCAGGCCAAGCAGGGAACCUGCAUGGAGACGAAUUGCACGGUUGCCGUGCCGAAGGGCUCCAUUGUCGGAUUCAAGGAUGUCACUCCCCAGGACACAAACGCCCUUAUGGAAGCAGUGUCCGAGCAGCCUGUGUCUGUUGCCAUCGAAGCCGACCAGAUGGCUUUCCAGCUCUACAGCGGGGGAAUCUUGACCAAGAAGUGUGGCCCGAAGCUGGAUCAUGGUGUGCUGGUGGUGGGCUAUGGCACCGAGAAUGGCGUGGACUACUGGAAGGUCAAGAACUCUUGGGGUGGAAAUUGGGGAGAAUCUGGCUUUGUCCGAAUUGAGCGCGGGGUGCCCAAAGACGGCGAGUGCGGCAUCAAGGAUCAGCCGUCCUAUCCCAUCGUCAAGGCCAAGGAAGCCACGAACGCAGCCGCAGCUUUCGCCCACUUCACCCACCGGUUUGAGAAGACUUACUCGACGGCCGCCGAGAGGGCAGCUCGCUUCGCCACCUUUGCCAAGAAUUUCGCCCGCAUCGAGGCACACAAUGCCGAGGACAAGUCUUUCAAGUUGGGCAUCAACGAGUUUGCCGACAUGGAGCCGGAGGAGUUUGCUGCCGGUCACUUCGGCAUGAAGGAAGAGAGCCGGCCGUGGUCAGGGUUGCCCUACCUCGGCAGGGAUCCGUACAGCGGCUCCACAUUGCCCUCUGCAGUGGACUGGGUGAGCAAGGGCGCCGUGACUGACCCGAAGGAUCAGGGAAAAUGCGGCUCGUGCUGGUCCUUCUCCACGACGGGAGCUUUGGAAGGUGCAUGGCAAAUCGCCACGGGCAAGCUCGUCUCUUUGAGCGAACAGCAGCUGGUGGACUGUGCAAAGAAUGGCAACAUGGGCUGCCAGGGUGGCUCCAUGGAUCUGGCUUUUGAGUACUUGGAGAAGUACGAUGUCUGUACUGAGGACAGCUAUCCGUACCAGGCCAAGCAGGGAACCUGCAUGGAGACGAAUUGCACGGUUGCCGUGCCGAAGGGCUCCAUUGUCGGAUUCAAGGAUGUCACUCCCCAGGACACAAACGCCCUUAUGGAAGCAGUGUCCGAGCAGCCUGUGUCUGUUGCCAUCGAAGCCGACCAGAUGGCUUUCCAGCUCUACAGCGGGGGAAUCUUGACCAAGAAGUGUGGCCCGAAGCUGGAUCAUGGUGUGCUGGUGGUGGGCUAUGGCACCGAGAAUGGCGUGGACUACUGGAAGGUCAAGAACUCUUGGGGUGGAAAUUGGGGAGAAUCUGGCUUUGUCCGAAUUGAGCGCGGGGUGCCCAAAGACGGCGAGUGCGGCAUCAAGGAUCAGCCGUCCUAUCCCAUCGUCAAGGCCAAGGCCAAGGCAGCAACAGCCAUUGUUGUUUGA